AUGGGAAUCCUAACAUCCUUCGUCCAGAUGGCGUUGGCGCUAUUCUCAACGAUACCAUAUUUUAUAUGGAUCAUAGCGGUUCUGGGGGUCGCAGCAGCCUUUCUCUUCCGCCGCGGCGCCGAAAAACAUCAUAUCCGCUCCCCGGAAGCGGGGACCACCGAGAAGUCAACGCCGCCGCAGGUGGCCGACGACCCAGACGCGCCCGUCUCCGUAAACUACUUCCCGUCCCGCGAAUGCAACUACGCCUGCGGGUUCUGCUUCCACACCAACACCUCGGGCUACAUCCUCCCCUUGGACGACGCCAAGCGCGGCCUGCGCCUCCUCAAGGAGGCCGGCAUGCGCAAGCUCAACAUCGCCGGCGGAGAGCCGUUCUUGCACCCCAAGUUCCUUGGUGAUCUGCUGCGGUAUUGCAAAGAAGUCCUGGACCUGGAGAGUGUCAGCAUCGUCAGCAACGGGAGCAAGAUCCAGGAGAAGUUCCUCCGCGAGCACGGCCGGCACCUGGACAUCCUGGCCAUCUCGUGCGACUCAUUUGUUCGGGAGACGAACCGGGCGAUCGGGCGCGGGGAGAACGGCCAGGCUGACGGGGACCACGUGGCGCAGGUGUUUCGCAUCGCCGAGUGGUGCAGAGAAUACGGCAUCAUGUUCAAGCUCAACACCGUCGUCAACAUUCACAACUGGGACGAGGACAUGACGGCGCAGAUUGCGGAGCUGGCCCCGUUCCGCUGGAAGGUUUUCCAGUGCUUGAUCGUCGAGGGAGAGAAUGAGGACGAGACCCGCGUGCGGGACGCUAGGAGAUUCCUUAUCUCCGAGGAGCAGUGGAAGACGUUCUGCGACAGGCAUAAACAUCUGCCGUGCUAUGUGCCAGAAGACAACCAGACCAUGGCCGGCAGCUAUCUGCUCUUGGACGAGCGUUUGCGCUUCCUCGACAAGGGUGAUGGGCCGAUGAAGAAGAGCGAUUCCCUGCUCGAUGUUGGGGUGAAAAAGGCCAUGCAGCAAGUUGCGUGGGACAAGGGAGCCUUUGACAAGAGAGGAGGGGUUUAUGAGUGGCGGAAACCACAGAAUGUUGGCGACAACGGGGGCUGUAGCGGUGGUAAUAAGAAGGAGCUGGAGUGGUAG
This is a messenger RNA of Colletotrichum higginsianum IMI 349063, 1116 nucleotides long. Its product is annotated as Radical s-adenosyl methionine domain-containing protein 2. NCBI's taxonomy places the organism in Eukaryota, Fungi, Ascomycota, Sordariomycetes, Glomerellales, Glomerellaceae. The transcript has a single exon. Bases 1 to 1116 code for a protein of 371 amino acids. The record is from RefSeq and is a predicted model, not a curated record. Gene Ontology annotation, molecular function: 4 iron, 4 sulfur cluster binding; catalytic activity.